This is a messenger RNA of Drosophila santomea, 9110 nucleotides long. RefSeq names its product calmodulin-binding transcription activator 1 (gene Camta). Gene Ontology annotation, biological process: regulation of transcription by RNA polymerase II. Gene Ontology annotation, molecular function: protein binding; transcription coregulator activity; double-stranded DNA binding. Lineage: Eukaryota; Metazoa; Arthropoda; Insecta; Diptera; Drosophilidae. The record is from RefSeq and is a predicted model, not a curated record. Gene Ontology annotation, cellular component: nucleus. The coding region runs from base 377 to 6490 and encodes 2037 amino acids. The transcript has 21 exons.
CAUGCACACAGUUUUGGAGUAACUCAAAAUAUUUUCGCUAUCGUUUUUUUUUAAUAAUUUCGUGUGUGAAACGGUGAUAUUAUUGAUUUUUGUUGCAUUUUAUGCAUCGUCCAGCUGGAGCUCAUCGAAAACCGCCAAAGGACUGCACGGCUUGCGCACAGGGAGGCAGUGAAAAAGUUUUGUUUACCUUUUUUCGAUAUCCCAGAGUUCUGCGAUUUCGGUGCCACUGUGUGCGUGUGCGAGCGCCCUGCUACCUGUGUGUGUGUGCGUGCGAGCUGGUGUGCAAAAAUGAAAAUGCAUUCUCAAUAAAGCAAAAUAAAUGUGCCAACCGCUAAGAGAGUAGUGCAUUCUAAAAUUGGUUGUUAAAGCUGCGCACAUGGAAAAUGUGCCCGAUAUUUCCACCAGCGCUUCGUCCUCUUCUACUUCUACUUCUAAUUCAACUUCCACACUGAAACUCCAAAGCCAAAUCAACUCUAAAAAUGUCCUGAUCCGAUCGCAGAGCAGUGGCAAGCUAAGCAGCAAUGAAGCAAAAUCAGCAAAGCAAACAGCAACAACCAGUACAACGACGACUCUGCGAGCGGCCAAGCUCAAGAUCGGGGCCAUGCAACAGCAGAAGCAGCAACAUCAGCAGCAGCAUCAGCAGAACCUGCAGCAGCAUCAGGCGACGAGCGGCGGCAACAUCAUCCUGCUGCGCGGCACUCGCAACGAAAAUGGCCAGAUCAUCAUCCAAAACAAGCAGGACAUACUCAGCCUGCUCAGCGAGCAACAGCAGCAGCAGGAGAAGAGCCACUCCUCCGCGGCCAUCACGCUCAACCAACUGCCCACGGCCACAACGGUGGCUAGGAAGACCAUUGUACAGGGCUCGAGUGGAGCCAGCAGCAACAGCUCCACCAUUUCCAUUGUGGCCAACAGCAGCAACAAGGAGGCCAGCAGCAACACGAUCCUCUUGCAAACCCCCAUCAAUGCCAGUCAGUUGGAGAGUGUUCUAAAGGCCCAGGAGCGUUCCAAGCAGGUCAACGCCACGCAAACCAAGAUGGUGGAGAGGCCCUUUAUGCUGAAGCAUGCCACACGCAGCUUGAGUUCCGAGAGCAACUGCGACAGCAAGUCCCCCUUUGUGCUGCAAACACUGAAGCGUCUGGAGAAGUCUCAAUCCAUACUGGUCAUACGCAACUCCACAGCGUCGUCCUCUGCAACCAACACUUCCAUGGCCACUUCGCCACAAAAUGGCAACAGUCUUGCCAACUCAAGCAUUCUAAGCGUGACGCGCACCACGAAGGCGGCCAAGGGCGUGGCAGGAGCGCUCCACAAGCUCAAGGCAGCAGCAGCCACAACAGCCAAGAGCGGAGGUGCCGCUUCAGCCGCAGCAACAUCAUCGACAGGCACCACCAUUCUUAGGCUGGGAAAAAGCGCCACCACAGUGGCUAUUAAUGGAGGCAGCAAGCUAGAGGCAACGACGAGCACAACCACAGCGGUGUCAGCACCGUCGACAACGACAACAUCAAAUAAAUUGUCCAACGCGGUGACAACCGAGCAGCAGCAGCAACAAUCGACCACAACGCAAACGAAUGUGCCACUUGGGAACGAUGGCGAACCCAUCAAGCUGCCCGACAAUUUGGAGAGCCUGCCAAGAGCCGACAGUUUUCCAUCACAGCGUCAUCGUUGGAAUACAAAUGAGGAAAUCGCUGCGAUUCUUAUCAGCUUUGAUAAACAUGGCGAGUGGCAGUCCAAAGAGGUUCGAACCAGACCCAAGAGCGGAUCGCUCUUGCUCUACUCAAGGAAGAAGGUGCGUUACCGACGCGAUGGAUACUGCUGGAAGAAACGCAAGGACGGCAAGACGACGCGCGAGGAUCACAUGAAACUGAAAGUACAAGGCACUGAGUGCAUCUAUGGUUGUUAUGUACACUCGGCCAUAUUGCCCACAUUUCAUCGCAGAUGUUACUGGCUGUUGCAGAAUCCGGACAUUGUUUUGGUGCACUACCUGAACGUCCCAUAUCCGGAUGAUAAUAAAAUGGCCGUGAUUGCACCCAGUAUCACACUUUGGGGCGAUAAAAAGGAGUGGACCAAGGAGGAGCUGGUCAGUCAGCUCAAGCCCAUGCUAUCCACAAUUAAUUCCGACGACGACUCCGACUCGGGAAACGAUAUAGAAAUAUCAACGGCGGAGACGGUGGAGUCCAUAGUGUGCCAACUGAUGGAGAAGCAGAGGUUGUCGCGCCAGGCUGCCUUGGUCAAGCAGCUGGACUGCGGGUGCGGGGAUGGAGGCUGUGUGGACGGAAAGAACUGUACGCAUCCCGUGAUGCGGCGAUCGGCAGCCAUGCUGAAGUCCUCGGUGCAGGAGAAACGGCUAGGCGAGCCUUUCAACAGCAACGCGCCCAAUGUGGUGGUGGCCAGCAAGCUCUACUCCCGAUGGGCGGAGCGGCCCAGGCAGCACGUGGACAAUCACGGCCAGUUCCACAACGUCACACAGCAGUUGCCGCAGGAAUCGGCCAUUAAGUUUCAGAUCAUUCCGCCGCAGCAACAGCAGCAGCAGGAUGGGAACUACCUGCAGCAGCAGCAGUAUCGCGGAGCAAGUCAAAUGCUCGCCGCAAGGAGUAAUCUGGUGAUGCAGCAACAGCAACAGCAACAGCAGCAGCAGCAACACCAGCAGCAGCAGCAGCAGCAGCAGCAGCAGCAAUACCACCAGCAACAACAGCAGCAGCACCAACAACAGCAGCAACAGCAGCAGCACUUGAGUCUACAGCGAUUUGUUGCCAGUCAAGGCCAGAAUUCGGUGCAUCUCAAUCAGCAGCACAGGCUGCAAAUAGCCAAUACAACGAUCACAGCGACACCCAGAGAUCCUGCGACGACUCCAGCAGCGCCAGCUUCAGGAGCAGCAGCAGUCGCCUCGAAUAUUAUGGACACCGAGCUAAUUGAAAACCAAAACCACAUGACCGCAAACAAAAUCACAAACUCCGGCAGCGGCAAUAGCAGUAGCAGCAAUGCCAGCAAGCAAUUAGCAGCCCAAACAAACAACGAAUUAAAUGUCGUAAAUAAUAACGACCCCGGCAACAAUAACUUUAUGUACAAUCAACAGCAGCAACUUAAUGCUUCCAGCAACAACAGCAGCCAGCAGCAGCAGCAGCAACAUUAUUAUAAAUUGCAACAGACAACAGCAACCCCAACUAGUGGUCAGCCGCCUCCUCUGGCGCAAGUUCAACCCCACUCCUUGGCCCAACCUCCCGUGGAAGCCAUGUGCAUGUCACCCGAGCAUCGCAGCAGCAGCCAGGCCACACCUGCAACGUCUUCCGCUGGUAGCAUCCCCUCCUCCGUAUCCAUAUCCGUGUCCGCAUCCACAUCCACAUCCACAUCCACAUCCACACCCACUCCCACGACCAUAUCCACGCCCACAUCGGGCACUUCGUCCACUUCGAGUUCCUUACAAUCGAUUAUCGAUGGCAAUCAGCAGCAACAAAUUACAACGACGUCGACGGCAGGAACUUGUGAUAAUUUAAUGAGCGCCAAUGCGCUCUCUGAGCAGCAGGACAGCCACACAGUCAACAAUCAGGCCACAGAAGCCCCCAACAGGAGUCAGCUGCAAUCGCAAUCGCAGUCGCUAUCUCAAUCCCUGAACCAAAAUGGUUGUGCAACUUACAGUGCUUCCAGUGAUAACAGCAGCCAAAUUAGUGACGAAAGCAGCAGCUUCGGCGGUAACAAUCAAAACAGCAGCAACAGCAGCAGCAGCGAGGAGGAGCCCCAGGUGGAAACGUUGAGCUUUUUCAACGAGACCUUGGAUCUGUCCCACGAGGAUAUCCAGCGCACUCUGAUAGCGAAUAUGCCGUACAAUACGACAGCAGCAAGAGCCACAGCACCCAGUACAACGAUAACAACGGGAAACAAAGCAGGCAAACUCGAGUUAAAUCAACAGGAGCCGGAGAAGAAACCCUCGAUGAGAACAGAACCCGCAACCGAGGUGGAGGACGAUGAGACCGACGAUGUGUUUGCCAAUCUGGAUGCCUUCGAUAUGCUCGUGGAGUUUCCCGAACUCGAUUUGGAUGACAAGCAGGCCCUGAAUAACACGGCGUUGGAGCAGGGCUCCUUUUUGGGAGAGACUGCACCAUCGCAGCCACGCAAGGUACACAAUAUAUGCGACUUUAGUCCCGAAUGGUCGUACACGGAGGGAGGCGUUAAGGUUUUGGUGGCCGGCCCUUGGACGAGCUCGAAUGGCGGAGCCUAUACGGUGCUAUUUGAUGCGCAGCCCGUACCCACGCAACUGGUCCAGGAAGGAGUUCUCCGCUGCUAUUGUCCAGCCCACGAGGCCGGAUUUGUGACUCUGCAGGUGGCUUGUGGUGGAUUCCUUGUUUCCAACUCCGUGAUGUUCGAGUACAAGCUUUCCCUGCUGGCGGAUGCUCCAUUCGAUGCCACCAGCUCCAACGAUUGCCUGUACAAGUUUACGCUGCUUAACCGCCUGUCUACCAUUGACGAGAAACUGCAGGUGAAGACGGAGCUUGAGCUCACGACCGACAACACUGCUCUCUGCUUGGAGCCAAACUUCGAAGAGAAGCUGGUGGCAUAUUGCCACAAGCUGAUCAAGCACGCCUGGAGCAUGCCCAGCACAGCCGCCUCCUGGACGGUGGGAUUACGUGGCAUGACUCUGCUCCACUUGGCCGCUGCCUUGGGCUAUGCCAAGCUCGUGGGCGCCAUGCUCAAUUGGCGUUCGGAAAACCCACAUAUCAUUCUCGAAACCGAACUAGACGCCCUCAGCCAGGAUGUCUACGGUUUUACUCCGCUCGCCUGGGCCUGUGUGCGUGGCCAUGUAGAGUGCUCGCUCUUACUCUACAAAUGGAACCACAAUGCGCUGAAGAUCAAAACACAGGCACAGCAAACUCCUCUGGAUUUGGCCAGCAUGCGGGGCCACAAAACCUUACUGGCGCAGAUGUAUCGCUUGGAGAAGGAGCGCUGCCGCAAGCCGCAACUGCGCGGAGGCUUGGCCAAUCUUUCCAUGAACAUGGGCGUGGAAGCGGAGGCGGACGAACAGCACCAGAGUUUCAGCGCUUUUGAUUUGGAACUCCAGCGGAAGCAUGAUGGCGUUUUCCUGAGACCUGUGGCAGUGCAUAGCAAUCAGAGUCCACCCAAUAGUAGCAGUCGUUACUCCAAACGUUCCUCUAUAGAUAGUGGCAUUAACAUGGACAUACGUAGCAAGUCUGGAAAAGCGCUCGCCAGGCUCCAUAGCAACUUUGAGAGCCAUGACAGCUAUGCUCUGGGCGUUGACUCGCCGUUGGACUCACUGACUGGAACCAACUGUCUGCUAUCGCCGCUGCGCAAAAUGGACUUUGCCCUUUGCGAGGUAUCUACGGGCGAAUCGAGUCCCGUGCACGACAAAGAUUGCGACGACAAUUCAACGAGCGCGACCGACGUGACCAUUGGCAAUGAUUUGGCCCUGCCCGAUGCCGUUGUAGGGGACUCCGAUGCCAAAGUUCUAACAUUAGCUGAACACAUUAUAGCAGCUAUGCCAGAACGGAUCAAGAACGAAGCCGAUGAAAUGAUGGUGCUGGGCAGUCCCUUGACAGAACCCCUCACUUCAGAAUCUUCUGCGCUGACGGACAGCUUUAUGGAUCCCCUGCUCGAUUCGCUGCCCAACACACAUUUCGACAGCGACUUCAGCUUCGAUUUCCAUGACCAUAGCUACCGCUAUCACGACGUCAGCACGCCCUGCUCCAGUUUAAGUCCCGCCAGCUCGGGACCGCUGCAGUCCCCGGCCAGUUACUCUAUUUUGGGAACCGAUCCCUCAGUCAGUUCGCCCAGUCCCCCGCCAUCCACCAAACAGCUGACGGAGUUUCUGCACGCCUCCAGUAUCUCGUCGUAUCCUUUUGAGACGGAUUUCUCCAAGCUAACCCUAACAGACACGGAGCAGCGAGAGCUCUACGAGGCAGCCAAGUGCAUUCAGAAGGCGUAUCGCUCGUACAAGGGUCGACAGAAGCUCGAGGAGCAGAACAAGGAACGGAGCGCUGCCACAGUAAUCCAGAACUACUACAGGCGGUACAAGCAGUACGCCUACUACAGGCAGAUGACAAACGCCGCCCUGGUGAUUCAACAUGGCUACCGCUCCUACAGACGCAACAAGCGAUUCAAGAAGAGCGGCUUGUGCUUGAGCAGCUCCAGUGAUCAUGGAAGUGUGAGCAGCAACUCCCAGUGCCUGUCCAGCUUUUAUGAUCACUACAAACAGGAUCAGCAGCAGCUUCACGAGAUGGGCUCCCAGCCCAGCACGCCUAAGGAAACCAGCCCCUCGGGUCCCUUGAAGCGAACAUACUCGCAGUCUACUCAAAAUCAAGCUGCCAGGAAAAUUCAACAGUUUAUGAGACAAUCACGCAUCAACAUUUGGGAUGGCAAUUUGGAGACUGUGACUACAGAAAGAGCGAGCCGAAAAAGAGAAGCUUGUGCACCAACGCAGGGCGGAAUACCUUCAAAACUUGCAGUUUCAAGGGCAGCAGGAAAUGUUGGUGUGCCACGAAAAUAGCAUUUCUGCGCCAAGCAGUGGCAACACCAAUGCGAGCAACAGCAACAAUCUACACCAAAUACAAUCCAAUCAGUGAGGGUCAACUGAGUGAAUUUUUAACAUAGGAACAAGCUGCACGGUUCCAUAAGAAUUUAUGAAUAGCUUUAACAACCGAGUGAAACUUUCUACUUUCGUAUUUGCUCCAAUUAGGAAAAAUAAUCCCAAGCACUUCUGUAGUGAAACUUUGUUUCAAACUCUCUUUUACACAGACUACAAAAGAUCUAAAUUAGUAGCAAAUACCUGCACUUUAAUUAUUUUUCCUAACGAAUUUUAAGAAUCACACAUUGUUUUCGACGUGAAUGUAGCUUAGGCAGAGGUCUUUUAAGGUAUUACUUAAACCUAAACUUAACUGAAGAUCGGACUCCAGGGAGAAGAUGAUAACACAAUUUUUCCAUUUGUCAACUCGAAAGAACUUAUUACUGAAGCCUUUAACAACUUUUUAACUCCAAUUGUAGUAAAAAAAAAAGUAGCCUGCUAUAUACAUACAUAUUAUAUACAUACAAUUUAAACCAACAUUACGCAUGUGUAUGCAUCUAUAUAGUUACAUUUGUAUAUAGAUAAUGCCUAACUAACUAAAUUCUAGUCUAUUUUAACGUACUACCAAGCUCUGCGAUGCGACUAAGCUUGUCUUUAAAGCAAAAUACAUAAAGAACGAAAACCUUAAACAUUAAUCCUCGAUACUAACUAGAUGCUAACUGCUCCUUAAGUUUAAUAAUAAGACUCCACUGAAAGUCCAAAGUUGUUGUUGAUUUCUAAAAUCAAAUUCGUGUGGACAGCGCAGCAGAUACCGAUUUAUCAUAUUUCAAAGAAAGUAAACCCUAUUCUAAUUUCUAAUACCAAAGUACUUAAUUCGAUAAUGUGUACUGUCUUAACUUAUCUGACUAUACAGACUAAGCAUAGCUAAUAAUAGUUUAAAUCACAAGAAUGGUUAAAGUGCUGCGUGGGCACACAUCCAAAUCAAAGUGAAGUCAGCCAGAAAACUGAUGAAAAGUAUUGAUACAUGGAAUUUCCGACUUUUGCUGCUGCAAACCCAUUAACCGAUUGAUCGCGCCAGUCAAUCUUAACUGCUUGAAGACACAGCCAAAACACAAAAAAGCAAGAAGCAAGAGAGAAAAGUUUUUAAACUAAAUGUAACAAUAAAUGAAUUUUUGUAAAUUAUUUUUGUCCGUCCACAUUGUUAGCUUUCAUAACAUACCAACAAGAACAUAUAUACUUACAAAUAUACAUCAUAUAUAAUAUAGAAAGAGCCGAUACUGAUUCGAAAACUUAAGAAACCAUUUUUAAAGGAUCGUUCUAGUUCAAGUUAAUAAACACUGGCAAAUGAUGGGCAAUAGGUGUAAAUAAACCAGCUCCUAAACUAAGUCCUGUACGUAGGAACGGACACACUUACCUCUAGCAGUCCCGAACAACAUGAAAUAAAAACCAAGAAAUCAAACUCACAAAAACCCAAGUGCAAAUAAGGCAACUUUAAGUGCGAGAGUGUAAAAUCUGCGUAUUGCGAUGUGCAAGUGGGCUGUAAGUUAACUUUUACUCGACGAAUGUUUGUCACAACCAAAUGCGCAGCUGUUGAGUAUGGGUGGGAUUUAGAUCUAUCACAUUGUUAACUAUUAAACUACGAACUAUUAUACUUAAUUCGCACUAUUAUUACUCUACGAAUACGAAACUUUAAUUGCAUUUUGCUCUAACUAAACUAUGUUUAAAUCUGAUCAACUGAUUCGAAAUGAAGACUAAAUACGAUUUCACUACUCAACUGACUUAAGAAUUGCAAUCAAUUUUGUUAACUGUUUAGGCAGGGUGUUAGACUGCAUGUCUAAGCUGAAUACUAAAUCCAAUUAAUUGCAAUAUUUGCACAUACUACACAAGAUACACACAAGACACGCUCUGGCUCACAAAAAGAACACACACAGACACACAAUUUACAAACCUCAAAGUAGCAACCUGAGUGUGUUUUAAUGGAAUGAAGUCUUUUUAGAUAGAGGGAGGCCAAAAGGCAAAGAAAACUUAAGUACCUUAAGCCAAUUGGCACUAAAACUAAUCUUAAAUCUAACAAACAAUUAUAAAUACUUACAACAGACUAUGUAUCUAUAUCGAAGUGGGUGUCUGCGAACGUAGGGCAUUUCCCCCAUUCUAGUUUUGUUUGUACUUUUUUCCUUCAACUGAACUAAAUCUAAUGCGACACCAAAAUUGUUGAUAUCUAACGAAACUAUACAAUAGGAAAACUAUUAUAACUAAUGUAAUUGGAUAUUCGGUACUCACAUAUCUGUUAGAUAAUUUAUACCUUCGUCCUAAUAGAACUUUUAAGUGCGGCGCAUGUACGGAACAAGCAUUCUUCUUCAACUUCAACUAAAUAACUAACCUACCAUCCAACUUUGUCCCGAAAAAAAAUCGAAAUUCAGCUACUCAAACUGUUUGUUUCUGACUUUCAGCUUAGUAGACCAGCAAAUAGGAACGGAUAUGAAACUGUUAACUAAACUUUUAAGCGAAAUAUACCUAGAGAGUAAUCUUUUUAAAUAUUAUACCUUACUUGUAUGGGAUACUUAGCAUGAACUAUACACAUAUAUCGGAAAACUAAAGAAUGUUU